AUGUACACGGACACAGUUAGAGUAUGUCUGAGCACACCUGUGCACACGCUGCCUCUGUCUGGACUGCGCUCGCCUGAACACUCCCCCGCCUGCUCUCCUGCCCGCCCUCUCCUCCUCUUCUCCUUCUCUUCUCUUUCUCUUCUCCUUCUCUCCCGUCUCUGUCUCUCCUCUCUCUCUUUUCUGUCUCCUCUCUUUUUCCUAACUCUUCACUCUUUCUUUUUUUAUUUUGCUUUCUGGACACUUUCCUUCCACGCCCUCGCGCUCUGUCUCCCAGACCUGCCCUGUCUCGGCCUGUGCCCGGGCCUGCCCUGCAUGCGCGCUGUCUGUAUUUAUGCACUCUCUCUCUGGCCCCUCCUCCCGGCCCUCUGCUUUUUUGGGUUAUAUCUCUGGAUUACUCGGGCACUCCUGACUAGUUACAACAGAGCUAGACUAAUUAUAACAGAGAUAGACUAG
Nematocida homosporus is the source of this 453-nucleotide messenger RNA. RefSeq lists its product as uncharacterized. Lineage: Eukaryota; Fungi; Microsporidia. The transcript has a single exon. The coding region runs from base 1 to 453 and encodes 150 amino acids. The record is from RefSeq and is a predicted model, not a curated record.